AUGUACUUCUCAGCUCACCAAAUCCUUUUGGUGACUAAGUCCCACCCUAUAAAGGCACUCCUACACCAGCCCCUUCUCACGGGAAGAAUAGCACAAUGGCUAGUCCUGCUCUUUCAAUAUGACAUAGGCAUCAGAACCCCCAAAGUUGUCAAAAGCCAAGCCAUAGCAGAUCUGCUGGCUCAGUUCCCAGGAAAGGAGGAAAGCCCACUGAGUGAAGAAAUCCCUAGUGAGGUGGUAGUAACAGAGAUCCUAGGAAAGAAAUGGACAAUGAGAUUCGACGGGUCAACUACAACAACUUUAAAUGGGGUAGGAAUCGUACUAAGCUAUGAGAAUGGGGACACCAUACCCUUGUCUUUCAAGCUUGGUUUUUCAUGCUCUAAUAACGCAAUUGAAUAUAAGGCGUACUUGACCGGGCUGACUAUAGCACUCAGCAUAGGAGUAAAGCAUAUGAGAGUGUUGGGGGACUCCAAUCUUGUAGUUUCCCAGGUGAAAGGUGACUUUGUGUUACGAGAACAAAAUUUAGCAGCCUACAGGACUUAG
This is a messenger RNA of Quercus robur (English oak), 540 nucleotides long. RefSeq lists its product as uncharacterized. The record is from RefSeq and is a predicted model, not a curated record. Gene Ontology annotation, molecular function: RNA-DNA hybrid ribonuclease activity; nucleic acid binding. The transcript has a single exon. Lineage: Eukaryota; Viridiplantae; Streptophyta; Magnoliopsida; Fagales; Fagaceae. Bases 1 to 540 code for a protein of 179 amino acids.